This is a messenger RNA of Amoebophrya sp. A25, 1922 nucleotides long. The record is from the annotation of a GenBank genome assembly. Lineage: Eukaryota; Dinophyceae; Syndiniales; Amoebophryaceae.
CUCACAGGACGAGUUGAAGUAUUUACAUACAAGUCGUUUUCCUACCCUCAAUCCUGUCCUCUCUUUCACAAACAGAGAACAACUCCAUUUUUUGGUGAUCACUUAGAAACAAUCUAGAUCCACACGACCCGUCAUAUCGAUCCUAGUACUACUGCACAAAAAGCACAUUGAUUCGACAAGAUGGGCCGUGGUCGUCGACGCGAUGCUCCUUCGGAGUCGGAGGAAGACUCGCGAUCGCGCUCUCGUGGACGCAAUCGGCGAGAAGAGCGUCGGGACGAUCGGCGAAGGGAAGCCGCUAAAACGUCUACUAUUAAGGGUUACCACAUUGCAUCCUUCACUACCAUCCUUGACUUUUUUUCCAGUAGGGAAAGGGUCAGGGAUGAUCUGAAGAAUGCAAUGUCGCAACGUCUAAUACUAGUAAACUACAAGAACCGGCGGAUGAGCCUGAGCGUCUAGUUGUAAACAACGACCACUAUGAUCAUGAUACUAGGGUGGAGAGAGACUACAACAACACAAGAAGUUCUAAAGAACAAAGUAGGUCCUAUCAACCAGGAGCCACGCGGGAGAGGGACCGCGAACGUGGCAGAGAGGAGCGCCGUGACGAGCGCGCCUAUCGGGAUGAGCGUGAACAUCGCGACAACCUUCCCCGUGAAAGAGGAGAAGACCAUACAACUAGACGAGAUCAGCAUAGACAAGAUAGAGAACGUGGUCAGAGAGACGAUCGGGGAAAGAACAACUCUUCUUCUAAUUCCAACAAGUAUCAGGAUCAUGAGGAACCACAUCAAGAUGAUCGUCCUAACCGACGCAAAGAUUAUGAUGAUCGAGAAGAAGAUGAUGUUGAAGACGACCGUCAUGGAGGCGAUGUUGAGGAACCCCAUCACGACAAGCAUAGAGAUGAUGAGAGCUCCUCUUCCGACAGCGAAGAAGCUCGUGAACGCGAACGCAUAGAAAGAGAGAAGCAAGAGAAAAAGGAAAGAAAGUUAUGACCACAGGGUUGUUGGUGUAAUAGUAUGUAAGUAGUCGCAUAAUUAGGUCUAGAACUAGAUGAAAGCGAGUUCGUCUCGUUAAUGGUAGAAUAGAACUCGGCCUAGUUCUUUAUUUCUCCGAUUUUUUGAAGUAGUGGUGUAGUAGUCUUCCAUACCCCUGGAGUGGGUGCAUUCCUUCAUUCAUUCACUCAGGAAUUUUUGUCUUUUUGGUUUUGUCCUACUGUAAGACCUUAGCCUUACUGAAAAGCAAUUACUUCACGCGGAAAUAAAAGUAUCUCAUUCUAAUCCCCCGCCUGAAGAAAGAGCAAGAGCAGGAGCAAGAAUUGAUGAUGAAGAUGAUGGGAUUUGGCGGGUUUGGGUCUUCGAAAGGGCAGGACCAUUCCGAAUCCGCUCAAGAGGGAACGAAAAAAGCUACAACUCGCGAGUAUCGUCAGUACAUGAACCGGCGUGGCGGUAUCGAUAAGCGUCCAGAAGACUUCUACGGAACCAGUAUUGGUGGAAGGGCAUAAUCUUCGCACUGCUACAACUUGAAAGGAGGAAAAUCUUCCCUGUAGUCUUCCAGAUGGCGAUCAUGACAGUCUCUUCUACAACUUCUGUAGAAAGGCAUAAAAACGACGAGAUACCAGUAUAGUUGUAGAAUCAAUCUUCAGUACCUUGAUAAAGACGAGACACCUGCUAACGAAGAAGAUUCAAGAUUUCAAGAUCAAGAUUCAAGAGACGUCUAAGAAGAUUCAAGAUCAUAUGACAGAUUAUAGCAAUUGAUGCGUCAAUUACACCAACACCCAGAAACUAGACCUCAACAGGACCCAAGCUAAUUAGGAUGGCACUUUCAAACCCCCAUACUAUGAGUCAUUCGAGUUUUCCCCUUCGAAACGAACUUCAUACACAGGAUGAGGCCUCCUUGGUCUCUUGAAGCAAGCGCACUUCUUGAUGCUA